GGGAAGGGCCUGGGCAAGGGCGGCGCCAAGCGCCACCGCAAGGUGCUGCGCGACAACAUCCAGGGCAUCACCAAGCCCGCCAUCCGGCGGCUGGCCCGGCGCGGCGGCGUCAAGCGCAUCUCCGGCCUCAUCUACGAGGAGACCCGCGGGGUGCUCAAGGUGUUCCUGGAGAACGUGAUCCGGGACGCCGUCACUUACACGGAGCACGCCAAGCGCAAGACGGUCACGGCCAUGGACGUGGUUUACGCGCUCAAGCGCCAGGGCCGCACCCUCUACGGCUUCGGCGGCUAAACUCUCAUUCCCACUUUAUUUCACUAAAGGCCCUUUUCAGGGCCGCC
This is a messenger RNA of Suricata suricatta (meerkat), 338 nucleotides long. Its product is annotated as histone H4-like. The annotation marks the transcript as partial. Lineage: Eukaryota; Metazoa; Chordata; Mammalia; Carnivora; Herpestidae. Gene Ontology annotation, biological process: nucleosome assembly. The transcript has a single exon. The record is from RefSeq and is a predicted model, not a curated record. Gene Ontology annotation, molecular function: structural constituent of chromatin; DNA binding; protein heterodimerization activity. Gene Ontology annotation, cellular component: nucleosome.